Messenger RNA from Durio zibethinus, 540 nucleotides. Its product is annotated as actin-depolymerizing factor 5-like. The record is from RefSeq and is a predicted model, not a curated record. NCBI's taxonomy places the organism in Eukaryota, Viridiplantae, Streptophyta, Magnoliopsida, Malvales, Malvaceae. Gene Ontology annotation, biological process: actin filament depolymerization. Gene Ontology annotation, molecular function: actin binding. Gene Ontology annotation, cellular component: actin cytoskeleton.
UUUCAAGUUUUGGCAACAACAAAAGAAUAUUCAACAACAAUGGCAAUGGCUUUCAAGAUGGCUACAACUGGGAUGUGGGUCACUGAAGAAUGCAAGAACUCAUUCAUGGAGAUGAAAUGGAAGAAAGUGCAUAGAUAUAUUGUGUUCAAGAUCGAUGAGAAAUCAAGGCUCGUGACCGUCGAUAAGGUCGGUGGCCCUGGCGAAAGCUAUGAUGAUCUUGCUGCAUCAUUGCCUACCGAUGAUUGCCGAUAUGCUGUGUUUGAUUUUGAUUUCGUCACCGUUGAUAAUUGUCGGAAAAGCAAGAUCUUCUUCAUUACAUGGUCCCCGACGGCAUCAAGAACUAGAGCCAAAAUGCUGUAUGCAACAUCCAAAGAUGGGCUGAGAAGAGUGCUAGAUGGCAUCAGCUAUGAAGUUCAAGCAACAGACCCAACUGAGAUGGGAAUUGAUGUGAUUAAGGACAAAGCCAAUUAGGAUUAUAUAUAAUCAUAUAAAACUUGUUUAUGAGCAUCUUACUUUUAUUUAAUAACUCCAACAACAUGU